CUUUGAACCAAACAAUUCGUUCCAUACACCCAAAUUGAACUGCCCGACACCGUUAUCAGCGUCCUCCUCAAGAUCAAGAUGAAGUAUAACCCUGACGUCUCCUCUUCGCGGCGCAAGAACCGCAAGGCCCAUUUCAGCGCACCCUCCUCGGUCCGCCGCAAGAUCAUGUCGUCAUCUCUAUCCAAAGAACUCCGGGCGAAAUACAACACGCGGUCACUACCGAUCCGUAAGGAUGAUGAAGUACGGAUUUUGCGGGGGAAAUACAAGGGCCGGGAAGGAAAGGUCACACAGGUGUACCGCAAGAAAUGGGUCAUUCAUGUUGACCGUGUGCAACGCGACAAAUCCAACGGUGCUACUGCUCCCAUCGGUAUCCACCCCAGCAAAGUCGUGAUUACCACCAUCAAGCUUGACAAGGAUCGUCGGGCAAUCCUUGAUCGUAAAGACAGAUCAAAGACUGCACAACCUACCGCCACUGAGGAUGUCGAGAUCGUGGAUUGAUUUCCUGUCGCGUAUUGAUUGUCCUCGGCUUUCCUUAUUGCAUUCACAAAACCACCAUGUAUCUAUGCGCACUAUCGCACAUGAUAUGCACCAUGAUCCUCCUGCUAUACUUUGAGACAGCUGCCUUGGGCAAUAGUGUACAGAUUGAUCCAGAUUACCCUUGCAGCUUGCAUAGAACACAAAUAGUACAUUGCGGUACUAACUAUCGAUCAGAAAAUGACAUCUGCAUCCUUGGUACUCAGCA
This is a messenger RNA of Suillus discolor, 742 nucleotides long. Its product is annotated as ribosomal protein L24. Gene Ontology annotation, molecular function: structural constituent of ribosome; RNA binding. Bases 79 to 498 code for a protein of 139 amino acids. The record is from RefSeq and is a predicted model, not a curated record. Lineage: Eukaryota; Fungi; Basidiomycota; Agaricomycetes; Boletales; Suillaceae. Gene Ontology annotation, biological process: cytoplasmic translation; ribosomal large subunit biogenesis. Gene Ontology annotation, cellular component: ribosome; cytosolic large ribosomal subunit. The transcript is spliced from 5 exons.